UAUCGAUUGGAAAAUGUACAAAAAUGAAAAAUAAAAAUCAAUCCAAAUUGCCUAUAUAAAUCAAUCGAAAUGUAUCAGAGUGUGGUGCUCACCAAUCAACUACUCUACGAAAUUCCUACUCAAACACACCGAAUUAUUAUUCAUUCUCGCUGCAAAUCUUCAAUUCAAUAAUCAUGGGUUCUGGAAACUACAAUGCAACUGAAUAUCAGAAAUUUCUUGAUCAAGUACAGUAUUCGAAAAAUGGAGUCGCUCGUUAUGAAUGGAUAUUUGGUGAAGGAUAUCUCUCAACUGGUGGUCUUGAAACAACCAAAGAAAUUGUUCCACAUUUAGAAUUGAAAUCUGGCCAAAAACUAUUGGAUAUGGGUUCGGGACUUGGUGGCCAUGACUUUUAUAUGGUGGAAAAAUAUGAUGUUUACAUUGAUGCCGUGGAUUUAUCACAAAAUAUGAUGGACGUUGUCAUGGAUUAUUAUAACAAAAAACCUCAUUUGAAAGAUAAAAUCAAUUUCCGUUUGUGCGACGUGACUAAGGCUGAAUUUCCAAGUAAUUAUUAUGAUGCUAUUUAUAGCCGUGAUGCUCUUUUGCACAUCAAAGACAAACAUCAAUUGUUCCAAAACUUUAUGAAAUGGCUUAAACCUGGUGGACGCAUCGUUUUUACUGAUUAUCUACGUGGUGAUGGCCAAACCAGUGAAGAAUUUCAACAAUACGUCAAACAACGUGAUUAUACACUAUGGACAAAAAACGAAUAUGAAAAAAUGUUGAAAGAAGUAGGAUUUGUCAAUCUUAAAGUUCAAGAAUCAAAAGAUCAAUUUGUCAAAUCAUUAGAACGUGAAUUGAAAAAACUAAGUGAUGGUAAACAAGAUUUCUUGUCGAAAUUCUCUCAAAAAGAUUACGAUGAUCUCGAAAAUGGAUGGACUGCCAAAAUCAAACGUGCCCAAAAUGAUGAUCAAUCGUGGGUUUUGGUUGUUGCAUUCAAGCCACAACAAUCAUAAUGAAUUGAAUUAUCAUCAUUUAUUUUAAUAAUAAUCAACAUGCAUGACUAACACAUUAUAGUUAGGUUUUGAAAUUUUAUAAAUUAAAAUUAAAAUUAAAAAAUAAAAUAAAAUAAAUAUAUGCCAUAAACCAUAAA
This is a messenger RNA of Dermatophagoides farinae (American house dust mite), 1126 nucleotides long. RefSeq lists its product as uncharacterized. Lineage: Eukaryota; Metazoa; Arthropoda; Arachnida; Sarcoptiformes; Pyroglyphidae. Gene Ontology annotation, molecular function: S-adenosylmethionine-dependent methyltransferase activity. The record is from RefSeq and is a predicted model, not a curated record.